GAGCAAGAUGCCAUCCAAUGCAAACUCUUCAGAAGGAGAGAGUAUUGCCAUGGCACUGUACGACUAUGAGGCCAUUCAUGAAGCUGACCUUGGCUUCAAGAAGGGAGACAAGCUCAAAAUCUUAGCCGAAUCGGGGGAGUGGUGGAAAGCAAAGCUUGUGAGUACAGGUCAGGAAGGCUUCAUCCCCAGCAACUAUGUGGCCAAAGAUACUCUGGAGGCAGAGGAUUGGUUCUUUAAGGGCGUGAGCAGGAAAGAUGCUGAGAGGCAGCUGCUGGCCUCGGGGAACAAAGGGGGGUCCUACAUGAUCCGAGACAGUGAGACCACCCAGG
Messenger RNA from Notothenia coriiceps (black rockcod), 329 nucleotides. Its product is annotated as tyrosine-protein kinase HCK-like. The transcript is spliced from 4 exons. Lineage: Eukaryota; Metazoa; Chordata; Actinopteri; Perciformes; Nototheniidae. The annotation marks the transcript as partial. Gene Ontology annotation, molecular function: protein binding. The record is from RefSeq and is a predicted model, not a curated record.